Glossina fuscipes is the source of this 1115-nucleotide messenger RNA. RefSeq names its product D-aspartate oxidase (gene Daao2). Lineage: Eukaryota; Metazoa; Arthropoda; Insecta; Diptera; Glossinidae. The record is from RefSeq and is a predicted model, not a curated record. Gene Ontology annotation, molecular function: FAD binding; D-amino-acid oxidase activity. Bases 72 to 1100 code for a protein of 342 amino acids. The transcript has 5 exons.
UUAAAUGUGAAUAAGUUGAGAAAACUUGUAUGAUUUUUAUUAAUUUAAUUUAAUUUUAUUAAUUUAAUAAAAUGCGCGUAUGUGUUCUGGGCGGCGGUAUAAAUGGUUUCUCUUGCGCGUUGUGCAUCUUAGAACAUUUUAAAAUUAAAGGGGAAAAUGUUGAAGUAAUUGUUAUAUCGGAAAAAUUUACACCCAAUACGACAGGUGAUGGAUCUGCCGGCCUUUGGGGUCCCUAUUUAUUGGGCGAGACAUCAGCAGCCAAAGUUCACCAAUGGUCGAAGGGUAUGCACGACUUUUUAGAGAACUUGUGGAUUUCGGAAGACGCUGGUGAAGCUGGAAUUUGCUUAACGCCCGUGAUUAGAGUUACAACCACGGAUAUGCCUCAAGCUGAAUUUUGGAAAGAUAUAGUCUACGGGUUUAAAUAUCUGACACAAGGCCAGCUUGAUGAAUUGAAUAGAAAUCGUGCAAAAAAAUUCAAGUCAGGACUACAGUUUAUAACAUUUACAUCUGAGCCGCGUAAACUUUUGCCUUAUUUGAUGAAACGCUUUCAAAGCCAAGGUGGCCGUAUAUUGAAACAAAAAAUUGAAAAUAUUUAUAACUUUAUGAAAAUCGCUGAUUAUGAUGUUGUCAUUAAUUGUGUCGGUUUGGGUGCCUUAAAGAUGUUGAAUGACAAAGAUAUGUAUCCUAUACGCGGUCAGGUAAGUCGAGUCAACGCUCCAUGGCUGUAUUAUGUUUUAUUAGACGAUAGUGACGACGGAAAUUACAUAAUUCCCAAUUCGUUUACAGUGGUUUUAGGUGGGACCCAUCAGGAAAAUAAUUUUAACACUUCUGUUUGUCCAAAAGAUAAAAAAUUCAUUGUUGAUGGCUGUAAAGAGAUUAUACCAGCAUUAAAUCAAGCUCAACAUUUGUAUGAUUGGGUUGGCUUAAGACCAGGAAGAACUUCCGUACGUUUGGAGUUGGAACGGUUUGGCGAAAAGUUGCUAAUACAUAAUUAUGGCCAUGGGGGCAGUGGCGUUACAUUAGCUUGGGGCUGUGCCCAGGAUGUUUUAAAUAUAUUGGAAAGUGCUUUAAAUAUUCCUCAGUUAAAAUCAAAAUUGUAACCAAUCCGAUAAAAA